CGGUAAUGCAGCUUUUGGUUGCCAACUGUCAUUUUAGAAGUCACAGAAGAAGAAGAAGUCUUACUUUCGUGGACAGAUUUUCGGCAGAGUAAAUCAAUGGAGUAAUGCAAAUGAUACUUUAGUUCCUCUCGUUUCGCGACUUCCGCUCUGCUGAAACAUAUUACUAUUUUCCAUAUUGGAUAAAUAUUUUGGUUAAUUCCUGCAAAAUAUAUUUUACGAUAUUGUUAUUUUCCUGGAAAAGAUAGGAGAAUGGCUGCUGCCGAGGUGAACAGUAGUUCUGCUCCGGUGAUGGAGGAAAAGGAGCCUAUAGAAGUCACCACCGAAGGCGAGCACACAGAGAACUACCAGACACUAAUUGAUGCCGGAUUGCCGCAGAAAGUGGCUGACAGUCUCAACAAAAUAUUCUCUACUGGGUUGCUGGCAUACGCUGACCUAGAUGAGAGGGCCAUCGAUGCUCUGCGGGCGUUCAAUGAAGUGGGAGCGUUGUCUGUACUGUCGCAGUUCAAAGAAAGUGACCUGACCCAUGUCCAGAACAAAAGUGCUUUUCUUUGUGCAGCUAUGAAGACAUACAGACAGAGGGAAAAGCAAGGAAGUAAAGUUCAGGAAUCCUCUAAGGGUCCUGCUGAGUCCAAGAUCAAGGCUCUGCUGGCGCGGACAGGAUACACCCUGGACGUCACCACCGGACAGAGGAAAUACGGAGGGCCCCCACCAGAGGAAGUGUUUAAAGGAGCACAGCCUGGGAUUGGAACUGAGGUGUUUGUGGGAAAGAUCCCCAGAGACCUGUAUGAAGAUGAGCUGGUGCCUCUGUUUGAGAAGGCAGGCCCAAUCUGGGAUCUGAGGUUAAUGAUGGACCCCCUGUCGGGUCAGAACCGGGGCUACGCCUUCAUCAACUUCUGCAGCAAGGAUGCAGCAGCUGAGGCGGUGAAACUUUGUGACAACUAUGAAAUCCGGUCUAGGAAACACCUUGGAGUGUGCGUAUCUGUAGCGAACAACCGCCUAUUUGUCGGCUCAAUCCCAAAGAACAAGACCAGAGAGAGCAUAUUGGAUGACUUCAGCAAAGUCACAGAGGGGCUUCAGGAAGUGAUCCUCUACCACCAGCCGGAUGACAAGGAGACGAACCGUGGCUUCUGUUUCCUGGAGUAUGAGGACCACAAGUCUGCAGCCCAGGCACGCCGCUGCCUCAUGAGUGGCAAGGUGAUGGUGUGGGGGAACCCAGUCACUGUGGAGUGGGCCAACCCGGUCACUGAGCGCGACACGGAUGUCAUGGCCAAUGCGAAGGUCUUGUUUGUCAGGAAGCUUGCCACCUCAGUCACAGAGGAGCUACUAGUGAAGACGUUUUCUGCCUUUGGCAAACUGGAGCGGGUGUAUAAGCUCAAAGACUACGCCUUUGUCCACUUUGAGGACAGGGACGCCGCUGUGAAGGCAAUGGUAGACAUGAAUGGAAAGGAGCUGGGGGGAGAGGCGAUUGAAAUAAGAAUAGCAAAGAAGAAGAAGGCGCGGAAGACUCAGCGCCAGACCACCAGAAACCCAGGGAAUGCCGAUUACAACCAGCCACCGCCACGCAUGCCUCCACCAGAUAGGGGCAGGGGCCGUGGUCACCGCGGAGGCUACGCCUCCUACCCUCCAGACUACCACAGCUACGAUGACCACUACGGCUAUGACUAUCAUGACCCCUGCAGGGGUUACGAGGACCCCUACUACGGUUACGAGGACCCCUACUACGGUUACGAGGAUCCCUACUACGGUUACGAGGACCCCUACUACGGUUACGAGGAUGUGUACAGCGAGAAGGGCCGUGGCAGCAGGGGAGUUCCGCCCCCUCCUAGGGCCCGUGGAACACCACCCACACAGGGCCGAGGGGGCUAUGUGCAGAGGGGGCCACCCAUCAGAGGGCCCAGGGGUGGCAGAGGGGGCCGUGGGGGACUCUUUCAGCCACAGAGGGCCCACAGUACCCGAGGAGCCAGGGGGAACCGUGGGGGCAAUGUGGGCGGGAAGAGGAAGGCAGACGUCUUCAACCAGCCUGACUCAAAGCGCCGGCAGACCAACAAGCAGAACUGGGGGUCCCAGCUCAUCACCCAGCAGCAAGGCGCCGACUAUUCUGAUAACUAUGGUUAAGGUAAUGACACCCUGGAGUUUCACAGGGUUAUUAUGGGCAUUGGUGGAAGUAGACACAUGAAAAAGGUAUUUGACAACAAAAAAAAGUUUAGCAAUUUUUGAAUGUCUUUUUAAUCUUCAUCCCUUACAAAAAAAAUAUGAAUUGUCUGGAAUUGCAUUUUGAAAUGUGAAUGUAACCAUUUUGCUGAAUAAUUACUUGUAGUUACAUGGGACAGAUGUUUUAACACAUCACUUAUACCUAAAAGUGUAGGUCUAGCGUUUUUCUGGAGGUAGAUAAAUUGUUUUUUAAAAUGUAUAUUAUUAUACCUUUGUUUUCUUUGGGAAGCCAUAGCAGUUUGUUCUCUUUUGUAUUUAUACAUACUUUUCAAUUAAACUCAGUUGAGCAUCA
This is a messenger RNA of Oncorhynchus mykiss (rainbow trout), 2503 nucleotides long. RefSeq names its product heterogeneous nuclear ribonucleoprotein R. The record is from RefSeq and is a predicted model, not a curated record. Lineage: Eukaryota; Metazoa; Chordata; Actinopteri; Salmoniformes; Salmonidae. Gene Ontology annotation, molecular function: RNA binding.